UCACUCAUGCUGUGUGCCAUUCCCUCUCUCUCCCGUCUUACACUUCCUUAAAGUGGCCAGAGCUCCUCUUCUAUCCUCUCCACAUCCUGUCCUGUACAGAUUUGUAUCCAUUUUUGACUAAUUCUCAGGUCACUUUUUUUUUUAAUCCUGAACUUUUUCUUUAGCAGUUUUUCAGUUUUCUUUUUAAUUUCUUAUCAUUUAAAAAAAAAAAAAUUUUUUUAUUUGGAGGCUGGUCCCUUCUCUUUCCGGUGUAGAACCCCGUACUGUACAAGAUCUCUCUGAUUUGAGUCUCCCAACGGUUUUUGGCAGGAGGAAAAAGUGCUUAGAAGAAUUUCCCACCACAAUGAAAGUUCAGCUGCUGCUCCUCUUGGCCCUGGCCGGCCCUCUCUGCUCCUUCACACGUGCAAGUCCUACGACAGUCACCUCAUACUACUCUUUGGUAACAAAGGAAACAGAAGAAACAAUCGUCACCGGUCCUUCUCCCACCGACCCACAAGUUGCCCCUCAAGAUGUAGUGCUCAGUACUACUGAAAAGGAGGCCAACACCGAUGUCCCUACUACAGAAUCAAAUCAGAUCCUCGAUACAACUACCGUGGAAGUAACCGGAGCUCCCACCGUGCACACUUCAGCCUCCGCUGAGACGACUUCACCUCCUCCCGAGACCACUGCAGCCCCCGCUUUCGAAACCAGCGUCCCCGAGGAGACCAGUAGCCCCUUCAUUCACGAGACCGUAGCACCCAUCACGAGUGCGGACGCAACUGCGGGGACCGACAAUGGCAGCGCAGGUGUAACGGUGGAAACUGAAGAGAGCCUGAGCACCGGACAAAUAGUGGGAAUUGUGAUUGGUGCCAUCGUGGCCGUGGUAAUUGUCAUCGCUGUUGUGAUAGCAGUGUUGAGGAGGAUGGGCAAAUACUCGUCUACCAAGAGCAGAAAACCUGCAAAAAAAGACAGCGUUGUUGUCUCUCCCUUGAAGAAAAAGUCAACCAAGCAGCAGGAGCGAGGAAAGUUCUGGAAAUCCUAAACUACUGAACUGUGACUUUGAGUUUGAUAAUUAAAACGAGCACAAUGCCAGAACUAAACUAAUCUAACCUGGACUUGAAAUGAUGCCAAACCAAGGGGUGCAGUGAGGGUCGAGUGUUUUGUUGUGUGUGUAUAUACAGUGUGUACUGUAGCGUGUGUGAGACAAGAGGGGGUGCACAAGUCAACAUCUUCGUUUUCCCCUGCUUACCUCCCCAAAAAAGCUCUCUCUUCCCUCGUGUUCCUGAAGUGAAGGGAAAAAAAAACAAAAAAACAAGGGGACAGCAAAUUCUUUUGUUGUGCUUUUUGGAAAGCAUUUUGUUGAUUGAGUAAACAAACAAUCUGACACCAUGAAGAAGGCAUUGCUCUCCAUUAAAGGGAAGUAGGUAAGCAAAAUUACUGUUUAACUGAGAAGUCAACGCAAUGGAGAAAUGUAUCAAAUACAAAAGGGGGAUGGGAGGGUAGGAAAUAGAAAAUACUGUUGCAAAUCCACAGGAUGUAUGUAUAUAUAUAUGUAUAUAUAUAUAUAUAUUGAAUUCAUUGGCACUACAUAGGAUAGAGCGAGCAACUUUCUCAUUUUCUUGCAGUUGCAUAGGCUAGAAUUUGGCAAUAUUCAGUAUACAGUAUGAACAAAUCAUAGGAUGGUUUUGUACAGUGCCUCAAAAAGCAUUACGCCCCAUUACAGUUUUUUUUUCUUUUGCUUUUUUUUUUGCACUUAAACGUUGCAAUAAAUGGCAGUUAGUUGCUGCUAGACAAAAAAAAUGUUGCAGAAUUGUUUUAGUUUAGCCCUGUUGGAGGGUUGCUUUAAAGUAAGCAAGCUGUUUAAGGUCAUUCCACUGCGCACCAAUUUUACUAAAAUCUGGACUUUGACAUUGCCACUCCAAAGCCUUUUUAUUUUAUUAGGCAUUGAAAGGUAGACUUGCUCAAAUGCUUGCAUAAACCAGGCUGCUUAAGUUCAGUCACGGCCAGUCAUCAGUCAUUUUGGGAAAUUUCAAAGGACCUCUUCACGUCUCUUUUGCUCAGCAGUGGUUUUUACUAUUAAAGACACUUUUGCCCACUUUCUUUACUAUUUCCGAAUCAUGAACUCUGACUUUAAGUGAGGCAAGUGAGGUCUGCAGUGCUUUAGAUGUUAUUCUGUGUUCUUUUGUGCCAUCCUGGAUGGAGUCAUUGAUGCCCUCUUGGAGUAAUUCUAGUGGCGAAGCCACUCCUGGAGAAGUUCACCACUGUGCCAUGUUUCUUGUUUUUUUUUUAGCAUCCCAUAUGUUGUCAGGCAGGUUUUAUUUAAGCAAUUUAUUGAUUCUAUAUUCCUGGCUGUAUUGAGGCCUGGAUGUGACUUGGAAAAUUAAACUCUGUGGUUUUCACAAACCACAGAUAAGUUGUGAUUUACCAGGGUUAGUGACCAUGUUUUUGUGUACGAUUGGGUUGGUUUGGAUAGUUUAUUUUCCCUCAAUAAAUACAAAAAAUAAUCAUAAGGGGACUGAUUUUUGUAAUCACUCACUUUAUGCUAUAUAUUUUUUGAAAACAUCAAACGUUUGAACGUAACAAAAACUGCAAGGACAGAAGAAACCUGUAAUGGGGCGAAUACUUUUUCACUGUAGUGAAGUCAUUCUGGAGCACCAGUUAGAACAACAGUUUCCCGUGAGGCCAAAAUACCUGACACCUCAGCCAAUUGCAUGAAGCACAGCGUGCAGAGCUUGUCCUGACCAUGGGCGUCCUUUCUGAGGAUGAGCGCAGCAGAAACAGCAGCCCUCGUUUGCAGGACCACCGUGACAUUCUGCCCACUUUAACACUGACACAUUAAAACCUAAUACAAAUCUGUGAAAUUUAGCAGAAGGGUUUGUGCCACUGUUUCUGGUAUUCUCUCGCUAGCGCAGAGGAUUUCAAAGUUUUGAAGUGUGCUACGAGUGUGUCUUGAAAGGACUUCUUCAGCUGGCCCCUGCUCUACUUCGGGUCUCUGUGCCGCCAUAGGUUGCUAGACGUGAUAUAAGUAUUAGCUUAACAGUGUAUUCUUCUGUUUAUGUUACUAGAACAACCGUCCAGUUGUUAACUGCAUAUUGCACACAGGAUAACAUUUCAUAGCUGCACUUAGUUUUAGUGCUCAGUGUUAAGCAGGCAUUUUUUUGAUAUUGUGUUCCAGCUGUAAUUGUGCUAAUUGGAUGUAUAAAUACUCUUAUCUUACCCUGCCUGCUUUUAAAACUUGUUUAAUAUGUGCACUGAACAAGAGGAGUAAUGUUUAAUGAUUUAGACUUUAGACACUGCAAAUGUUUGCAAUGAUCCAUUUCUUUUGCUUUGACAUGAUGUCGUCCAUUUGUGCCAUGUGUUUCAUGCAAACCUCUUAUUUAAUUGCAGUGUUUUUGUUCAUACAGUUUCAAUAAAACAAGAAACAUUUCA
Molecule: messenger RNA, 3408 nt
Organism: Gambusia affinis (western mosquitofish)
Lineage: Eukaryota; Metazoa; Chordata; Actinopteri; Cyprinodontiformes; Poeciliidae
Gene: pdpn
Exons: 5
Coding region: 344-1021 (225 amino acids)
Source: RefSeq, a predicted model, not a curated record